CUUUUGUUUAGUAUCAUUUGGAAAUAAGGACUUAUUGAAAUUAAUAACAGUGUUUGUGUACAUAUUAUUUGAAAAGUGUUAAAAUGUUGUCGUCCAAAACUUGUCAAGUUAAUUUAUUUUCCCAACAAAUUACAGUUCCAAGAAAACCUUAUUGGUACUUGAUGACAAUUUCUGGACAGUUAAAAUUCACUGAAUACAUAACUGCUUUGCUUGCUUUAGUUGCAUAUUAUAAUUUUUAUUAUACAACCUAUGAUCAUGUUAUUAGUGGCACUCGAAAAGAUUAUAAAAUUGAUGAAACAAAAAGAAUUUUAAUAACUGGAUUUUAUUGCUAUAAAUUUUCGACUUUUGCUAUUGUUUUUUUUACAAAUAUAGCAACUGUAUUUGACGUAUUUGAAUUAAGGGAGAAGAUUAAUAAAUUUUUUUACUAUAUUGAAUGUUGUUUUUACACAAUUUCAUGUUUUUUAAGUAUAUUUUGUGGCUAUUUAGCAGUAUACACUCUUAUAUUACUUGAUCAAUAUAAAAUUAUCAUAGACUCCACUUUACUUAUAGCAUUGGUGUGUUCAUUUGUAGGAGCUGCCUUAUUUUUUUGUGAUUUCUGCCGAGUUUUUUCAAAGGAAAUAAAAAGAAAUGAACUACUAAAUUAAUUGAAAGCAGAAUAUAAAAAGAAAUUUGCAUUUUAUCUUUUUGGACCGAUUUAAAAUUAAUAUUAUUAUAAAAAAAGUAUUUUUGACGUAUAAAUUUUUGCUGUAAUGUAUAAGAAUUAACAUUGGAGAAUUUUUUUUUAAAUUAUUGAAUAUAAAAAUGUUAUUCAUUGACACAAUUUUUUUACAUAUGUAUUCUUGUAAUAAAUAUUUUACAAUGUAA
Molecule: messenger RNA, 864 nt
Organism: Leptopilina heterotoma
Lineage: Eukaryota; Metazoa; Arthropoda; Insecta; Hymenoptera; Figitidae
Exons: 4
Coding region: 84-644 (186 amino acids)
Source: RefSeq, a predicted model, not a curated record